GCAACAAUUGGCUCUCGAAGCACAAACCUCAAAGCAAAGCGAAUUAUUACAAUCUCCGUUUGUGUUCAAGUUCAAGUGAAAGUUCCUGUUUUAGAAACCGUUCAAUACCAACUUCUGUAAAAAUGUCGAUCGUUCCGAUUUUCUUCCGUAACUGGUGGGAAGACGAAUGGGACCGUCCGUUGUGGAACUCGCGCCUGAUCGACCAAAAUUUCGGAGGGGGCAUUUCUUCGGACGACCUUCUCAACGUCCUGUCGACGGUGAACGAUUCGCAUAGCCACAGAUUACAGCAGCAUCAUCAUCAUCCGACCCAUCAUCAUCCGACGGGACGCUAUAUUCGCCCGUGGCACAGCUCGUGCGUUGCUAACAAGCCGGAUAUCGGCUCGGCGGUGAACAUCACCAACGAUAAGUUCCAAAUCAAUCUGGACGUGCAGCAUUUCGCUCCGGAGGAGAUCUCGGUAAAGUACGUCGACAAAUCCAUCAUCGUGGAGGGAAAGCACGAGGAGAAACAGGACGACCACGGAUACAUUUCGCGCCAUUUUGUACGCCGCUACAUAUUGCCGGUCGGCCACAACGAGAGCGAUAUCGCUUCGUCACUCUCAUCGGAUGGCAUCCUGACCAUCAGCUGCCCGAGGAAAGCGAUCGAAAAGAAACCCGAGAAAGCCAUUCCUAUUAUCCAAACUGGACAACCACUGAAAUCGUUGACUGGAAAAUCUUUCGCAGAAAAUGGCCAAAAGAAAGCUCAAGAUAAAAUGGAGUCAUAAGUGUGUCGGCCAAAUGUUUUACAACUCUGAUACUAUG
Anopheles cruzii is the source of this 798-nucleotide messenger RNA. Its product is annotated as protein lethal(2)essential for life-like. NCBI's taxonomy places the organism in Eukaryota, Metazoa, Arthropoda, Insecta, Diptera, Culicidae. The record is from RefSeq and is a predicted model, not a curated record. The transcript has a single exon. Gene Ontology annotation, biological process: protein refolding; response to heat. Gene Ontology annotation, molecular function: protein folding chaperone. Bases 123 to 761 code for a protein of 212 amino acids.